CUACAUGCUUGUUCAUGUUUUUACCUUUAGCCUAUCCGUUUUGUUGCUAUUAAAAUAACCGCAUUUUGAAAAUCAACAGAGCAGUUUACCCUGAAGGUCACAGAUCCCCGGAGCGAAAGUCAUUUGGUCAACGAUGACAUAAUGUAGCCGUUUUUUUUCUACACGUAGUUGUGCGUAGCGACGCCCGGUUUGUGAACGAGUCGUUCUUUUGAGUCGGAUCUUUUCGAUGACUCUCAAGAGAACAAAUUAAAAGAGACGGUUUAGCGUAUUUCUUACUAAACGAAGUAAAAGUUGUGUGGUGUUUCGAAUUCGGUGUGGCGUACUUGGCUUGCUAUUUAUAAACUUUCUGGUUAAACGCGAUAUCGUUGUCUUAUUCCUCUCUUGUGGCUUUGAAUAGGAGCGUAUGCUAAAAACACGAAUGUAAUAGUAUAUAGCAUCCAGCCAAAAACUAUAAUACACGUACGAUUCGCAAUGAAAUACUUAUAAAGAACAGCGAUAUGUGGCUUUAUGCGGGAUGCCACGAAUCAUAAGGUGAAAGAAUCACUGAAUUGAUUGAUUGAACAAGUUCUUUCAUAUGAACCGUUUGAAGAACCGAUUCGCGGCAAUGGGACGGACUUCCGUUUGCUAGUCACGUAAACCAGCUUGAACGCUACACAACGACGGUUUAUUAGCGCGAGGUUAUCUCGGUCGAAACGCCGCGAGUCUGCUGGACUUGAACCGGACGUUAUCACCGCCCCUCGUCGAGCCGUUUAUGUGCUGAAACGGCUCAAGUCCAAGCAUGUUUGCGCCGGCCGCUCGUGAACAGGAAGGUGAAGCUGGCUUCGAUGUGAGUGAACCGAGACGUUUUUGCCACUGAAGCAGAGACACUGAUGUCUGGAAGAUGUAACCGCACGUCUUUGCUGCAGUCACACGACAAAACUAAAGACCUGGUGUCGCAGUAAUAGUGCCGCCAUGAGCGCAGUUGUCGGGCGAGUUUGGGGUUGGGUCAGUCCAGCGAAUCUGUACUCCUCCUGGGGCAGUAAGACCAAACCUGAGAAACCCCCCACAUCCGAGAUUCAGGCCAGAAGCAGAUGGGGCUUAUGGGGACUCUCUGGCUGGGUUUGGAGAGGCGAGAAGACCAAAACGGACCAAAAGACGAUUGCUGAGGAUUUCCGGGAGGCCGAGGAGACCAUCGAGCCCUUGAACGUGGAAGAGCUGAGGGCCGAUGUUGAGCGGGAGAAAGCGGCCGGCCACAGCUCCUCUCGCUGGUGGAGCCGAAUGCUGCCAUCCAGAUACUUUUUCUGGCCCCGAUGGUCGUCGUCGUCGUCGUCCCCCGCGCUCCUCCAGCGGAAAUGUGCCGGGUGGAGUGAGGGUACGUGGGACAGCGAUGAAGUCGACGGGCAGUCGGACUAUGGGACGCCUCCGCCGUCUCCCACUCCACCCAAAUCUGCAUUCCAGUUCUUCUCCCGCUCGUGGACGGGGCAAAUCGUGCCGGAGCACUACGACAUUUGCUUUAAUUUCCUCCGCCACCUCUUUGACUUGUUCGUCGUGGGCUUCCUGACCACCGUAUCCCCUCCGACCAAAUUCGUUUUGGACGUGCUGGGGGUGCAGGGGGCCCUGAAGCUGUGGCUCCACGGGAUGGCCAUGUUUCUGGUGUCUUCUGUCGGGAUGGCCGGUCUGCUGUGGGUGGUGCAGGAGUACCUGCUGGUGUUUGCCUUGAUCUACGGUGUCGUGCAGGCGCUGGUCAUCUCUGUCAGUGUGCGCCAGAGUGAAGCUUCGGCAGAGGGGGAUGAUGGGAAGGGCGACGGAGAGGUCAGAGAGAGCGAGGAGGAACAGGACAACAUAUGGGAGCAGAAUGAGCCACAGCAGACCGGUGACGAAAGCAAGAAAGGAGUUAAACAAAGGAGCUGAAGUCCUAGCAAAAUUUUAUUUUUGGUUGUUGACAUGCCGAUAGUCCAGCCCCGAAAUCUUUCACAGAGGAUUUAACCACUUCAACACGACUCCCCACGAGCGAUCGAAGAGCACCCUGAACGUACCAGCACCUCUUCUUCUCUCCACCACUGCAAGUUUUCGCUCGCUUCAAAACGUACUUUUAACGUUCCCAAAACCGAUGUUGACGUAGCACACCAGCAGGAGAGGUAGAUGAGCAAAACACUAGAAUACACAGCCGCAGCGAUAAAACUGUCUGCAAACCCGAAGAACCAUGUACAGAACCGAGGAACCAGCAGUGAUUGAUUGUCAGGGAAAUUCACUUUUACCUUUAUAUGGGAUUCAACAGCUUCUCCCCUCCGCACUGUGUGUUCUGCACAUCUGCAUGUGUCACUUUAUUAGUAGCUCGGUGUGGCCUCUAACAGCGUCUCUGGAUUGUUCUCAUCAGCGAUGUCUAACGGCUCGAGUCACCCAUCCUUAAUUCGGCCCAUUAGUCCAGUCGCAGGCAAUCUUGGGGAACUUUUUGAGUGCAUUAUAAAGGAACUGGAUGCAAAUGACCUUUUUUUUUUGUUGCCUCAUACUUAUUUUUCAUUCAUUGAUCCUGUUCAUAAAAAUCCGACUUGCUUAUAUUUUGGGUUAUGUCAUUAGAACCACUCCGUGUUUGACGUAUAUUUAAAUAUGCUUCUUUACAACAUUAACUGCAUGUCUUGAUUACUAUUAUUUUUUUUUUUAUGCGUUGUCAGUCUUCAUCUAGAUUUCAGUUGAUUAUAUCUGUCGUGCCUCACAAUAUCUGGCACUUCGGCCAGUUCACAGGGAAUUAUGGGUAAAGAAAUUAGUAGUAAUUUGCACAGUUGCGUACUGACAGCUUAUUAUCCAAUGCUCUGUUGCACAAACGUGUCUCUCGCUUGCAAGAAUAGCUUUCUCUUCCUGAAUGUGUUCCACAGAUAGCGUUUUUAUCUAUGCAUGAUAUUAUAGAACAAUGAAAUAUCUGUGAGUGACUUUAACUUUAUGGUACUGGUUUAUAACUUUCUAGGUUGGUCGUGUCAGUUAUUUAAGCAUUAAAAUGUAGCGCUAGAAUUGUUGGAUCACGACGACCUCGAGCAAUGCAAGAAGACGUGCAACCUUUGAAGGGUCUUUGAAAAGUGUUUUUCCAUUUUUGUAAGCCAGCUGUGAAUAGAAAUGUCUGCUGUAGAGUGAAAUGCAUUGCAGCUCAAGGGUGGAUGUAUCUAGGGUGCGAGAUCUACAUCUGCAGUUCUUAAGUGCUGCACACCGAGUCUUUAAUAAUCCUUACAGCUAAAAUAAACUUUCUUUUCCCAUA
Molecule: messenger RNA, 3226 nt
Organism: Puntigrus tetrazona (Sumatra barb)
Lineage: Eukaryota; Metazoa; Chordata; Actinopteri; Cypriniformes; Cyprinidae
Gene: c19h6orf47
Product: chromosome 19 C6orf47 homolog
Exons: 3
Coding region: 952-1890 (312 amino acids)
Source: RefSeq, a predicted model, not a curated record